CCAUAGAGAGAACGAAUGAUAAAAUAGCCGAAAAUCCGAUUGUAGCUGAUAUUAGUAAUCCUUUUAAUUGUAUUCAGUUUAAUAAGCCUACUGUUAGUGUUAGUAAUGGUGAUAAAUCAAAUAUUCGGAACAAUACAAAUGAUGAAAUCAUUUCAGAAUUUAUUUCAGUAAAGGCAACUAUUUCCCCUGGAAUAUCUGCAAAUUCAUAUAUUGAAGUUGAGAGAUUGCAAAAAUUACUUAUUAGCCGAAAAGAUGAUAUUGACUGUAUAUUAAAAUCACAGCCUGUGUAUGCCAUAGGAAUUGAUUUUCAAAAAAAUUCUACUAGUCCAUGUAUUGCCUGUUGGGUUGCUAAGCCUAUUGAAAUUCCGAUUCUAGAGUGUCUUGAAACCAUGUUUGAUGACCAGUUUGAAGUUAUAUACCGAAUAGUAAAACCUCUGGAUAUAAAUGAUAGUAAUGAUAAUGAAUUAUUAAAUAAUGAUUACGAUGGCAGGAUAUUGGGUGAUAACAAAACAACUAAUUAUCCCUUUUCAAAUGAUAGAGAAAGCUUAAAGAAGAGGCAAGUAAGUAAUAGUAAUGACCAAUAUAAUGAUAAUGAUAAUGACAAUGAUGGUCAUGGUAAUAAUAAUGGCAAUGAUGGCUGCAGUAGUAAUAAUAGUGCAGAUGGUGGAGGUAGUGACAAUAAUAAUAAUAGUGAUGGUGGUAAUAGUAAUAAUGGUAGUAAUGGUAACGGAGAUAGCAAUGGUGGUGGUAUUGAUGGUGGUAAUAUUAGUAAUGAUAAUAAAAAUAAAAAGAUUAUUGUUGAUUCUAAUGUAAAUGCCGAAGUUAUAAAUUUAGAUAUAGUUCAAGAUUUUAAUAUCACUGCUAAUAUUUGGGCAAACACCGCUCCUUUUGAAGAAGAUGUCGGAAUUUUAAAUUAUGAAAUUGAUGUAUAUGGUUGUGGAAUAGGAGAUAUGCUUAGUAAUAAUUGGCCAUUACUAAAAAAAUUAGGUUGUGGUUAUUUUCUUCAUUCUAUCGAAGUUAACAUUUCUCCAUUACCUGAAAAAAAACGAAAUUUCACUUUAAAAGGUAUAUCACAACCAACACAAUCAAAUCGAGAAAUCGAAUUUUUAACAGCUAAUGAAAAAAAUAUUAAUUUACAAGUUGGAACAUCGAGCGGCAGUAUAGCGGGUGGAAUAAAAAAGGCUAAUAAUACCAAAUUCUCAUCAAAUGAAUGGAAAUUAUCUUAUAAAGGUCCUAUUACUAAAGGGGAGCGUUGGUUAUAUCAAUACGUUGAUAAUAACCAUGAUAAGGAUAGCAGCAAUAGAGGAAGUUUUGCCCCUGGACUCCAUUCUGGUCAGUGGCUUACUAAGAAAGAGAUGCAAGGAUUUUGUAUUACUAUUACUCAAAUAUUACGUUGUGAGGUUACCCAUGGUCGCCGUAGAUUUAUGCCACAAACAAAACCAAAUUUAUUGCAACUUUGCCCAAUGAUGUCUCAUAGCCUUAAAAUAACCUUUAAUGAUCUUAAAGACUUUAAUGCAAACUUAACAAAACUCAACAAAACUUUAUAUACUAAUAAUGACAACAUUUACAUUAAUGUUGGAGGUAAUGAAGUAGUAAAUAUUGAAAAUGAUGAAAACCAAAAAAUUAAGAAUUUGAAUGGGGAAAUCAAGCGAUCGUUUGUAAUUUUAUAA
Messenger RNA from Funneliformis caledonium, 1670 nucleotides. The record is from the annotation of a GenBank genome assembly. NCBI's taxonomy places the organism in Eukaryota, Fungi, Glomeromycota, Glomeromycetes, Glomerales, Glomeraceae.